Magnolia sinica is the source of this 1828-nucleotide messenger RNA. RefSeq names its product cytochrome P450 724B1. Gene Ontology annotation, molecular function: heme binding; iron ion binding; monooxygenase activity. The record is from RefSeq and is a predicted model, not a curated record. The transcript is spliced from 9 exons. Gene Ontology annotation, biological process: sterol metabolic process. The coding region runs from base 198 to 1604 and encodes 468 amino acids. NCBI's taxonomy places the organism in Eukaryota, Viridiplantae, Streptophyta, Magnoliopsida, Magnoliales, Magnoliaceae.
GGACUUUUUGCAACCUACCCAUAAAGACCUUUAGCCUAUUUAAACCAUCUGGUUCAUCUUGGAUCCUAAUAUCAAGUCAGUUAAAAGCUGUAUAUACACAUCAAAGCCAGUGUAUGAUCUUCUCCUAGUUAAUUAAGUGAAAGGCUUAACAAGCUGAGAGAAGGUACAAGGCCACAAGCAACAGCAUAAAAAUUAAUAUGGGUGUUGAUGCCUUUCUAUUGGUUCUCUUGUUAGGGCCAGCACUUGCUGCUGUUCUUCUACAUUUCUUGUUUGCCAAAAAAGAGCGGAGAAACAUUCCCAACGGGAGUAUGGGAUGGCCUCUCUUGGGUGAAACACUUGGCUUUCUGAAGCCACACAAAUCCAACACACUUGGGAGUUUCCUACAAGACCAUUGUUCCAGGUAUGGAAAGGUCUUCAAAUCUCAUGUCUUUGGUUCUCCCACCAUCAUUUCCUGCGACCAUGAGCUCAACUCUUUCAUCCUUCAAAACGAAGAGAGGCUGUUCCAGUGCAGCUACCCCAAGCCCAUUCAUGGAGUUCUUGGGAAGCUAUCAAUGCUCGUCGUGGUUGGCGAUGCACAUAAAAAGCUCAGGAGCAUCGCUCUCAGCCUUACAAACACAUGGAAGUCGAAGUUUGAAUAUCUCCAUGAUAUCGAAGAGCAUGCGAUAUCAAUAAUGGAAUCUUGGAGAGACAGGGAGCAAGUCAUCUUCUGCGAAGAAGCGAGAAAGUACACAUUCAAUGUUAUAGUGAAGCAGAUACUAAGUUUGAAGCCAGAAGAGCCACAAACAGCAAUGAUAUUAGAAGACUUCCUAACCUUCAUGAAAGGAUUGGUGUCUUUUCCAUUAUACAUUCCUGGAGCUCCAUAUGCAAAGGCUGUAAAGGCAAGAUCUAGGAUUUCUUCCACUGUGAGAGCAAUAGUAGAUGAAAGGAGAAAAGGGGUUGUGGGAAGUGAAAAGGGAGACUUUCUAGAUGUACUUCUGUCAAAUGGCAGUUUGAGUGAUGAAGAGAAUGUGAGUCUUGUGUUGGAUCUUCUACUUGGAGGUUAUGAAACUACCUCCUUGCUCAUGUCUCUAGCUGUCUAUUUUCUUGGAAGCUCACCAACUGCUCUUGGACAAUUAAAGGAAGAGCAUCAAGCAAUAAGGAAGAGAAAGGAGAAAGGAGAACACCUAAACUGGGAAGAUUACAAGCAAAUGGAAUACACACAAAAUGUGAUAAAUGAAGCUCUAAGAUGUGGAAACAUUGUCAAGUUUGUUCACAGAAAGGCUCUCAAAGAUGUCCAGUUCAAAGGGUAUUUAAUCCCCUCUGGAUGGAAGGUUCUUCCGGUCUUCAGCGCAGCCCAUCUUGAUCCAUCUCUUCAUGAAGAAGCCUCUGAAUUCUGUCCUCGGAGAUGGGCGGGUCGUGCAACAUCCAAAAAAAUAGCUCCUUUUGGUGGUGGACCACGCCUAUGUCCUGGGGCCGAACUUGCUAAAGUAGAGACUGCUUUCUUCCUGCAUCAUCUUGUACUUAAUUUCAGAUGGAGAACAGAGGAAGAAGACCAACCAAUGGCAUACCCGUACUUGGAAUUCAAAAGGGGCUUGCCUCUUGUGAUAGAGCCUAUAGAGAGAUGAGAUUUGAAGAAAAAGUUCAAAACCCAAGUGGGUUUUACAGAGAGAGAGAGAGAGAGAGAGAGUUCAAUGCAAGUAGUUUAUUAUAUAUAGUUGUAGAAUAUGAAGAGUAGACGAUAAUAAGAAGGAAAUGUCAUGCAAAUAUGAUACCUAUAUAUAUGCAUUUGAGGUAUCAAUAAUGCGUUCCAUACCCCUUUCAGUUUCUAAUUAAGUACUUAUAUUUCGCA